AUGUCAGAAAAUCAGCAUUCUCGCGUGGAAGAAUCUCUCCAAGAGAACCAGGUGACUAAGAAUGAAGAUGAACUUGAUUUCACUCAAAAGCAUUCCUCUGAAAAUGUUAAAGAAGAUGAUGAUGAAAAAGAGGAAGGGGAAGAGGAGGAAGAAGAAGAAGAAGAAGAAGAAGAAGAAGAAGAAGAAGAAGAAGAAGAAGAAGAAGAAGAAGAAGAAGAAGAAGAAGAAGAAGAAGAAGAAGAAGAAGAAAAAGAAGAAGAAGAAAAAGAGGAGGAGGAGGAAGAAGUAGAGUAUCUGGUGUUCAAUUUAUCUUCAAUUCGAACAGAAAUCGAAUGCCCUAUCUGUCUUGGCAUCAUUCGAAACACAAGUACUGUAAUGGAAUGCUUGCAUCGCUUUUGCAGAGAGUGCAUACACAAGAGCAUUCGACUUGGUAACAAAGAAUGUCCUACUUGUCGUGUACAUUGUCCUAGCAAAAGGUCACUGAGAGAUGAUCCAUCCUAUGAUGCUUUGAUUCAUGUUUUGUGUCCUGAUAUUGACAAGUUUGAGAAAGAGGAAUUGGCUUCGAUUGAAGAAGAAUUGGAUCUGCCUAAUAAGAAGGUGUAG
Messenger RNA from Vicia faba (fava bean), 603 nucleotides. The record is from the annotation of a GenBank genome assembly. Lineage: Eukaryota; Viridiplantae; Streptophyta; Magnoliopsida; Fabales; Fabaceae.